UGUAUUAAUUCUCAUAUCUGUUACUUGUCUCCUUUCAGCUGUCCCACUAAUGCUUAGGGGAUGUAGCAUGAUUUAUGUGCAUUUGUCCAUAUUUUCUCCAGAUAGAGGCAGCAUAUAUGUGAAUACACGUAAAUUCACCAUGGUACAUCAUAAAAGUAAUGUACGGACUCUCAAUCUGGUGAGAGCACCAAAAACAUGCAGGUACAGCAGGGGUGAGCAGCAUCAGAAGUAUGUAAGUCAACUUUAUUUAUAAAGCCAAAACCAAAGUUACGAGGUGCUGUACCAGUGCAAACAUGUUAAAACUGGAAGUAAUAAUAGAAAUAAAAACAAUAGAAAUUUAAGCAGAGGGCAAACAGAGAACUACAUAGAACACAGAAACACAUUACAGACAAAGUGCCUCUGAAACGGGGAACUUAUUAGCAACUUCUCAAAACUACCGACUGACUGUGUUUUUUAUAGCUAGGGGAAGACGGUUCCAGAGAGUGGGAGCCACACUGCUCGGCGCGGUCACAUCUGGUUUUAAGCCCAGAUUUCAGGACAGCCAGACGGCCUUGGUCUGAGAUCUCACUGAGGGCAGGGACACAAUAAUUCAGAAAGAUAAACUUUGUAGUUCUUUACAGGUGAUUAAAAUCAUUUUAAAAUCAAGUCUACAUUCAAUGGGUAGUCAGUGUAGACUGACCUACACUGGUGUAAUGUGUACAAUGUGUGUAGUUAAAAGUCCAGCAACCCCCUUUUGGACCAACUGGAGCCAAAACGCAGCAGAGCAACUCAGGUUGAUGAACAGUGAAUUACAAUAAUCAAGACUGGAGGAAACAAAAGGACAGGAUUGGACCAUUCAUGUGCCAGUCAGAGUUCAUUUGUUCGUCAAACUAACUUUAACUUAACAUGUGCUACUAAAGGACCAGAAAUGCUCUCAAGGUCUAUGACGAGGACUUUUGUCCAGUCCUUGAUAGCUGUCAGUCAGUCUGGCAGGGUAGAGAGAAUCACUGCAGCAUCACUACGAUAAGAAAUUCACUUAAAUUGACAAAUUAAGAAACCAAGGGGGAGAAACUAAUAGGAGUCAAGAGCAUUCACUGUCAUAUCUGACCACUGCCGAAUCCUACUAAGAACAGUAACAGUGCUGAAAGCAGCAACAGGACUGAACAUUUAGUCAAAUAUAAUUAAAACCCUGAGCAGGGCAGUUUCAGUACUGUGCCUCAAACUAAAACCACACUGGGAUUUCAUUGCUGUCCAGAAUCUGUAAAAGUUGUUUACAAAGUUUCCUAGACCUUAGAAUUAAAAGUAAGUUUGGAUAUAAGUCUAUAGCUACUGCAAGCCUUGUUUUUUUUAAGAGUGGCUGAAUAAUUGCAUGUUCAGGUCUCUGUGUCUUCUUAGUCUUUCACUUUGUGGCAUUUUCACCAUUUUACAUGGACUGACGACAUGGAUAUUUCAGGUAAUUUCAAUAGCUCUUAUGUAUUCAUUUGAAUUGUUUUGUUAAUACAAAUAGUAAAAGAGACACCCAGUCCACCAUUGCAUCACUGAAUUAAAUGGACACACAUUAAGACUAGUGUCAGGUGUCUCUGUGGAACAGGUGCUUCUAACAUCAGGAUGCUGUGGACAGUGGAUAGAAGGAUAGAUAAUGGAUCAAACUAAAUGUGCCAACAUAUUUUUCUGCCUGUAGUUCAUAAUCUCAAAAAACAACAUACAGUGUUUGUGUUUGUGUUUGUGUUUGUGUGUCCAAUGCGGUAAGAGAUCAGUGUGUGUGCAGGUUGGCAUUACCAGGUACGGAUCAGGAGGAAGUACUGUGCUACCUUCAGGUCCCUUUUGGAAAGUUGGUGGUAGCUGUUGUAAAAUUGAAUUGUUAUAUUUAAAAUGGUUAUUGUGCAUUUAUCGGUUCGUUUUGCUAGGAUAGAAUAAUAAUAAUGAUAACGAAACUGACGCUGUACUAAUUGUCUAUUUACUGAAGAGAUGCGAAACUUUAAAGCAUUUGUGCUUCAGUAGCAAACUACUAGAAGUAAUAAUAAUGUCAUACAAAAGCACCAGAAUGAUGCAAAUCAAUAACAAGAAAAAAAAUUAUAAAUGUGGUGAUUUUACAAGCUCAAAAUUGGAAGUGUAUAUCGGUAUUUUGUUUGGUCUUUAUUGUGCGCAUAUUAUGUUCUGAACUACAUUUUUCCCACAUGACCUGAACGCAGCAGUAGAGACACCCGAGCCGUAUUUUACCGAUGCUUUAAAAUCCUCCCAACAUAAUGUCUGAUGAAGAGAUGUAUCUGCACUAUCAUGGACUUCUGCUUCCCAAAGAGACUCACUCCUUAGAGAGCUUGAAGUUUGUUCAGGAAUUCACGUUUGAAGACGAAGACGUCGUGACUGUCACAUACCCGAAGUCAGGUACAGCCUGGAUGCAGGAGAUCCUCCCACUGUUGCUUAAUGAUGGGGAUCUGACUCCGAUUCAAACAAUCCCUAACUGGGACAGGGCUCCCUGGCUGGAGGAGAAGAGAUUAGCAGUGGUUGUGGAUCAGUUGAAGUCUCCACGGGCACUGGUUACACAUUUUCCCUACCGCCUCAUGCCUCACUCCUUUCAUGCCUCCAAAGCUAAGGUGAUUUACGUCAUGAGGAACCCUAUGGAUGUCAUGGUUUCUUCAUAUUACUUCCACCAAAUGGCCGCGUUCCUCCAGGAUCCAGGAACCUUUGAGGAGUUCAUGGACAAAUUCCUCGAGGGCAGAGUGCUGUUUGGAAAAUGGACAGACCAUGUGAAGGGCUGGAGACAUACAGACCUGGGAGACAGAAUAAUGUACAUCACAUAUGAAGAAAUGGUUCAGGACCUUCCUGCAGCUCUCAGGAGGAUGUCAGAUUUCCUGGGCCGCAAGCUGAGUGACGAAGUCAUCCAGAAGAUAGCAGAGCAUUGCUCCUUCAAGACUAUGAAGACCAACAACAUGUCCAACUUCAGCCUGGUCCCAAAGAUAUAUAUGGACAGCGACAAAUCUCCAUUCCUUAGGAAAGGUGUUGCGGGAGAUUGGAAAAACCAUUUCAGCUCAGAGCAACAGGCCAAAUUCACAUCAGUCAUUCGCAAAGAUCUGGAGAAGGAGAGCUUCUCUCUGCCUUGGAGCUUGGAUUGAACCACAGCCGGAGCACAGAGAGGGAAGGAUUAAAGGCUACUUUUGGUUUUAAUAUUAGGAAUAUGACUAAAAGCAUUUCAUUGACUUUUAACAUUUUUAACACUUCAACACAUCAAGUUAUGAAUUGAUGAAAGAAUUGUAAAUUCUGCAUCUACAAAAGUUCACCCUCUGCAGAAAACAAAUCCUUGUUAUUUGUGUUAAACUGCCAACAGGGAGAUGCUGCUACAACAUUCAUCAUCACAACUGAGCUUGUUGCACCUUUAUGCUACCAUAUCAGACUUCUUUGGUUAUUUUUCUGCCACUGAACAUGAUUAAAAGAGGACUAAAUGCAUUAAAAUGACACAAUUGCUGGCUUCUUGCUAGCUUACAUAAUAUCACUACAUAAUGUUACUAAUGUACAGUAAAUAUGUAAAACUGCUUAAUGGCCUUGUAAGUAAUUUAAUUGUUGUUCCUACUAAUUACUGCGUAACUAGUGAUAGGUAAUUAAUAAUAUGACAUACUGUUUUGAGGUAUUGACUACAAGUGAUUACAGUCUUUGCACAAGGAGGUCUUGCAUAAUAAAUAAAUGCUUAAUUACUGUAUUAUACCUAAUACUGCGUUAAUAAAAUAUAGAUUAUUGUGUAUGUGAGGGAACAAACUACUACGUCACAAAUCAAGGGACAAUAUGCUUAUCAAAAGGAGUAAAAAUAAUCCCAUAUGUCAGUUUCUAUUCCCCUUAAUCACUUAUCAUUCUUCCACAGCAGCGAUAGCUAUGGCUGCCUUAUGUUUUGGGGUCUGUCCCAUUCUUGUGAACGUCUCCAGGGAAUUUCUUAAAUCAUCAACUUGGACUCAAAGAUGAAUAAUUAGGUUUUGGUGGUUGAUUUUUUGGCAAUUACUCAAGAGUUCUAUGUUUAUAUUCAUCUUUUUGUUUGAUCUUGACUUUGCUUUUUUAUCUUGUUCUGUAAAGCCCGUUGUAACUGUUUUGAAAAGUGCUAUACGAAUUUAUUUGUAUAAAUUUUCCCCUACAGUUUCACCAAACUCUUUAUACCAGAAAAUGAACGGAACAGGAAUGUAGGUAAAUUAUUGUUCUUAUUGUUCAUCUGUUCAGUUAUACUGCUAAUGUGUUUUAAUCAUACAUAUAUUUACGCUUCUUGUAUUUUAACUUGUUUUUUAUUAUUAUGGUGUUUCAAUUCCUUCCUUCAAUAUCUCACAAAUAUCACAAAUUGAGUGACUAAUAAUUAUAUAGUAAAUAAAUUAGUUUGAUAAUGUUGUUAAAAGUUAAUAAAGCAUGAAUUAUAUUUUAGACAAAUAUUAUCAAGAGCAUCUGCAAUUUCCAUCAAGUUUAACGUUCGAUUGAGCAUUACCUUCAGCUCUUUUUCCAGCCCACACAUGGUAGUGUAUGCUUUUACUGCUUUCAUCACCCCACAUGCAUACAAUGAUAUGUUGGUUUUCAUCAGACAAGCUCAGACAAGGUGAGCGCAUAUGACCUGUCUGGCAUGAAGCUGAUGUAAAAGAGUUGUGAUAGUAGAAAGGUCAAGCUUCUAGAAAGAACACAGCUUCUAACAUAGCUAACAUAUAAGUAAGUAAUGCAGCUUUCUAGAGAAAACAUUACAAAGUGCUUUUACGUACAGUGAAGGCAACCAGAACCAGUCUAUAUGGAAAAUAAGUCACUGACAGUAUAGAUACUUGUCUAUGUCACACAGUUCUCUCCCAUUCAGGGAAGCCCACUUAGCACACAUGGCUUUGGAUAGUAUUAUAGCUCAUUAUAUUAAUCAAUAUUGUGUUCCUAUAAUUCUAAAUAUUUGUGAUUUUAAAACUAUAAUUUAUCCAGUGUUUUUGGCUCUGAAGCUACAUGUUAACCUACCGGUCCAAACGUGUCCAAACAUGUCUCCUGUCUGCAGACAUCAACAGACAGAGGUGCAUCCUCCCUGGCAUCUCUCACGUGACUGGAGACACGCACACACACGCACACACGUGCGCGCGCACACACACACACACACACACACACACACACACACACACACACACACACACACACACACACACACACACAAUCUGUGGAACAUUGGUGUCCUGACAGGAGUUGUCCAAGUCAUUGUCAAACGUACAUUAUAGAAAUCAUAAUUUCAGCUAAAGAGGUGGAGGCAAAUGAAGUUCUUUGUUCUCCUUAGGUAAUUAAAGCAGCAUCAACAAUGACACAACAAAUAAUUUAUUCAAUGCAAGAGGCAUUUAACUGUGAAAAGCUCUGGGAUAUCUCGCCACACACACAUUUCCCCCUCUUUCUCCUGCUGAGUUCUUGUGUAAAUGUACCUGAUGCCAGUGUUGUUCUGUCAGAGCUCUAAUAAAUGGGUGUCCAAAAAUA
Dicentrarchus labrax (European seabass) is the source of this 5433-nucleotide messenger RNA. RefSeq names its product sulfotransferase family 2, cytosolic sulfotransferase 3 (gene sult2st3). Lineage: Eukaryota; Metazoa; Chordata; Actinopteri; Moronidae. Gene Ontology annotation, biological process: sulfation. Bases 2226 to 3092 code for a protein of 288 amino acids. Gene Ontology annotation, cellular component: cytoplasm. The transcript has 6 exons. The record is from RefSeq and is a predicted model, not a curated record. Gene Ontology annotation, molecular function: sulfotransferase activity.